Molecule: messenger RNA, 1188 nt
Organism: Linum trigynum
Lineage: Eukaryota; Viridiplantae; Streptophyta; Magnoliopsida; Malpighiales; Linaceae
Source: the annotation of a GenBank genome assembly
AUGGACAAAGAAUUCCCAGAAGAUCUCAUCACUGACAUCCUGUGGAGGCUUCCAAUCGGGCAGUGGACUGGCCGAUUCCGCUGCGUCUGCAAAUCGUGGCGCGCUCUCUUCUCAGAUCCCUCCUUCAUCCUGCGAGAGAAAUCCGUGGAUCCUCGUCCUCAAAUCUUGAUCAAUUCCGUCAACAACGACGACGAGAGGUCAGUUUACAGUUUGUACUCUGCCGACACCCUCGAGCCCAUCCUUCCUUCCCCUGUCCGGCUACCCUUCAACGAAGAGAAGCCGCUCGGAGAUAAUUAUAAUUAUAGGAAUCGGGUUAUAGAAAUUGCAGGAUCCUGUAACGGCCUGAUUUGCAUAGCUGACGGUAAUUCCGAUCUGAUUCUUUGGAAUCCGGCCACCUCCGAGACCAAGCUUGUCCCGCCUUCCCCUCUCCGUCCCCGCUGGUUUUUUGAAACUGUUGGGUUUGGUUUCGAUCCUGAAACAGAGGACUACAGAAUCAUUAGGCAAUUUAUGUACGACGAUGGUUCCUGGGGAUGCAGUUAUUUCUCAGAGGUUUACUGUUUGAGGAAUGAUUCUUGGACCAAGUUAGCCGACGAUGAGAAUGGCUAUUAUCUGCCCACCUGCGAUUACAAGAUGCCACAAUGUAACAAGGGAAAGUUGUAUUGGUGGCGCUGGAAGUGGAACCCAGGCGGGGAACCGUGGAGUUUAGGGUUCGUGUCAUUCGCCAUUAGCAGCCACGAGUUCCGAACAGUGGAUUUGCGUUUGCCCUCUGGGGUUGAUGAUGUGCGUGGUAAACUGGAAUAUCUGUUGAACGAGGAGUACAUGGUAGCUCUCUUUCCCCAUAAACCUUCUGAUCUCAGAUGUGUCAUCACGUCUUGUGAGAUAUGGGUGCUCUUGAAGUAUUGGGUACCAGAGUCUUGGACCAAAUUGUUCGUCAUUGCGAGCCCGUCAGCUGAAAUGGGGAUUCUUACCUUCGGAAUUUCGAGGAAUUUGAAGUGGCUGAUUUUAACGUAUCGUGACAACUGCCACUACAACAAGGAUGAUGAGUUCCUCAGUGCCAUUCGUCCGGAAACUGGAGAUUUGAGAGAUUUUCGUGAUCUCGACAUUUCGACAAGGAGAUUUCCGGUGACCGUGAUUAAUUAUAUGCCCUCUCAAGUUUGUAUACGUGAUUGCUACGGGUCGUCGAAUUAG